Molecule: messenger RNA, 1755 nt
Organism: Cyclocybe aegerita
Lineage: Eukaryota; Fungi; Basidiomycota; Agaricomycetes; Agaricales; Hemipholiotaceae
Source: the annotation of a GenBank genome assembly
AUGUAUCUCAAAUCCCCGUAUCCGGACCCCCCACCGCUUCCCGAAGUCAACGUUCACCACAUCUUGUUCAAACGUCCGGACCAGGAGCAAUUGCCAGACUACACAGUGCACAUCAACCCCGAGACGGACGAGCGGGUGUCCUUUCGUGAACACCUCGCACGCAUCGAGCAGCUGUCGACCGCCCUAGGAGCGCCAGUGGCGGAGGGAGGCUUAGGUUUGAGCGGCGAAGGCAGCGACGUGGUGGGCAUCAUGAGCGAGAACUCUUCGGACUACAUCACGCUGGUUCAUGCCUGCCUACGUAUCACGACACCGUUCGCCCUUAUCUCGUCCUACAGCACGCCGUUCGAACUCAAGCACGCGCUUUCGCUCACGAAAGUGACGCGAAUUUUCGCCGAUGCCAAAUUCCUUAAGACCGUACUUCCGGUCGCGAAGGACAUUGGGCUCGCGGAUGAUAAGAUAUAUGUUAUGAAGGACCCAGUGAAAGGGAAAGGUGCGAAGGAAGCCCAAGGACGGAAGAGCUUCUGGGGGUUUAUCAACCUCGCCCGCAAACGCAAGAUGCCUAUUGUCGACGUGCGCCCUGCAAAGAAGGACACGCUCGCAUACUUAGUGUUCUCGAGUGGGACGAGUGGGCUGCCAAAAGCAGUGAUGAUCUCGCACGGCAAUCUCAUUUUCUCCAUCGGCCAGACGAUUGUGAUGGGCCAGCUUGUUGCAGACGUCUAUACACCCCCAACACCGAAGACUCCUGAAGGUAUUCCUGUUACGCUUGCAUUCCUACCGCUUCACCACACCUAUGGUUUGCACGGCUACUGCUUCCGCUCAUGUCUGUCGCCGAAUACCCUUGUCCUUCCUUCGAAGUGGGAUAUCCAUGCUUGUCUCAAGGCUAUUCCGAAAUACAAGAUUACGAAUUUGACUCUUAUCCCGUCUGUAGUGCACCAGAUUGUAAACCAUCCGGGAAUCGAGAAGGUGGACUUCAGCAGUGUGCUCAGCAUGGGAAGUGGUGCGGCAUACCUCCCUCCCGAGCUCGCGACCAAGCUGGAGAAGCUCGUCCCGAGUGACACGAAGUUCAACGAAGGUUAUGGCAUGUCCGAAGCUACCAUUGCCGCGAUCACCCAGCCGUUUAACGGCAUGCUUGGGGGCAAACUGCGCCGGAUCAAUGGGUGUACGGGCGUGCUCCUUCCGGGGAUGGAGGCACGCACUGUUCGCGAGGACGGCACGGAGGCAGGGUUGAACGAGCCUGGCGAACUGUGGCUGCGCAGCGGAAACAUCGCGAUGGGCUACUGGAACAACGAGAAAGCGAAUAGAGAAACGUUCGUAGACGGAUGGCUGCACACGGGCGACACGUUCCGCAUCGACGAGGAGGGGUACUUCUGGUUCGCUGAUCGCGCCAAGGAUACACUGAAGGUCUCCGGCGCCCAAGUUUCUCCUGUCGAGAUUGAGAAUUGCCUUCUCGCGCACCCCGACAAGCUCAUCACCGACGCGACAGUCGCCGGUGUCUCUGGCGGUCGCACGUCUGACGAGAAGGUCCCGCGCGCAUGGGUCGUCCUCAGCCCCGCUGGCAAAAAGCUCGGCAAGGAGGCGGUCAUCAAGGCGCUUCAGAGCUGGCACCAGGAGAACCUGAGCAAGUAUAAGCACCUGCGAGGAGGUAUUGAGAUUGUUAGCCAGAUACCCAAGUCCCCAACAGGGAAGACGCUUCGUCGCGUGCUACAAGAGAAGUACGAAGCGCAGCUGAAGAAAAAGGGAAAGGCAAAGCUGUAA